CUAAAAAGCUAUGAAUUGCCAUCCCUAUCAGAUCUGAAUAUAUUCGACACCUCGCCCUCGGGCCAGGCCAAGUGGCAGAAGGCGCUGCAGCACUUCGAGCAGGUGCUGCAGCCCAUAGACGAGCGCAUGGCCGCCGCCUUGAAGUCGCAGCUGCAUCAUCAUCUCAGCAAUCCGCGCCAGGUCAUCUUCAUAUUCUCCAAGUACGAGAUGCUGAUACAACGGCCAGCCGUGCUCGAGCUGCUCAGCAUUGAGCGCGAACAGUUCCUGCAGUCGCUGCACCUGCUGCUCCAAGAUCUGCGCAAGGCCAUGACGGAUACCAACAUGGAGCCCGACACGGGUCACCUGUCGGUCAUAUGCAACGAGUGCCGCUGGCUCAAAGUGGUGCAAUAUCAGAUACAGGAGAUCGAGAAGGUCAGCCACUUGAUCAGCGGACGCGAGGGCUUCGACAAGGUCAAUAAGGCCGUGCAGGAGAUCAAGGAGGAAACCGAAUCUCUGCUGCGCACCAAUUUCGAAAUUUGGUCGGGUCAAUGCUCGACGGCGGUCAAAAGUGGCGAGCUGAGGUGAAUAUUAAAUGCCAACCUAUUGAAAAUGAGUUUUUGGCAACGGGGGCUUGGCAGAACCCGUGAUGGAACGCGUCAAUCUCCGAACCUUUGAAAGCUAAACUCUUGAAAUUGCGUUUGAGUGCCCUUAUAUCUAUUCCCCGCCUAAUUCAAUCAUUGAUAAGAUAAUCUGAUUAUCAGAUAAUCUGC
Molecule: messenger RNA, 749 nt
Organism: Drosophila mojavensis
Lineage: Eukaryota; Metazoa; Arthropoda; Insecta; Diptera; Drosophilidae
Exons: 1
Source: RefSeq, a predicted model, not a curated record